UACAGUUUCUUGGACUUUCUUCAUAUGUGCUUCAACUCUUCAGGCGCAGUAAUUUGAGUUUGUAUGUCAAUUGUCACAUAACAAAAACAUGUAAAGGUCACUUGGAGGCAGCAUGUUACUGGAGGAAAGCUCUUGGAGAUAACUGAGGAAGCCAAAAGUUUUGUAGUUGGAAACAAGGCUCUUGCUGCUCUUUUUGUUCAUACUCCAGCAGGAAAGCUGCAGCGCCAAAUCAGAAAUUGGCUUGUGGAGAACUUGGUUUUUCUUUCUGUUAGUGAUGACACAGUUGGAGGAGCUACUGGCCAGCUGGAACUUCUUUCUACUGCAAUAAUGGACGGCUGGAUGGCUGGACUUGGUGCUGCAAUGCCGCCCAAUACGGAUGCCCUGGGUCAGCUUUUGUCUGAAUAUGUAAAGAGAGUUUUUAGUACCCAGCGUCAGCACUUGAAGCAGAUGGCAUAAUUGCACGACCACGUUCUGGUCUUCUAGAUCCUAGCAAUUCCUCUUUUAUGCAGAACGAUGCAUCAACUUAUGGAGUCGAUCAGCCAGAUUUAAUUAAAGUUAAGCAUGGAGAUCAUGUUCUGUCUGCCCGUGUGCAAGAACCUUCACGCACACCAUCUUCACAGUCACCAGACUCCAGACUCUUAUCUUUGGAUAGUGAUAGGUUUGCAACAGCAGAAGCUUCAGGUUCUUUGAAACUGCCUGAUGUAGCAUCCAAGGAUCCUGCAUCAAGAGAUCGAGAAAAUGGAGACCGGUUUAAAAGUGAUGUCUCUCAGGCUGAGAUUGAACUUAGGCAGCAAAGAGGUGCCACUGCAAACAGAAUAUCCACGGAUAGGCCUCCAAAGUUUUCUGAAGGAACACCAAAUGGAGUUUUCACCCACAACAGCUGCUCAGCAAGAUAAUGUUCGACCCCUUCUUAGUUUGUUGGAGAAGGAACCCCCAUCUCGCCAUUAUUCUGGUGUAUGUUCGCCAUCUCACUGGGUUGGAGAAACAUGACAGCAUCCUUCCUCUACUUCAUGCUUCUACUAAUGAUAAGAAAACAAAUGGCUUGGAUUUCUUGAUGGCUGAGUUUGCAGAGGUUUCUUUACGUGCAAGAGAAAAUGCUAACACAGAGUCAUUACCUAAAAGUACACAAAAAGCUGCAAGNCUAGACCAGGGAGUGCAACAUCUUCUGGAUUACUUUCACAUAUGGUGUCACCAUGGAAUGCUGACAUCGCUAGAGAAUAUUUGGAGAAGGUAGCAGAGCUUUUACUUGAAUUUGCUGCUGCAGAUGCAACAGUAAAAUCCUACAUGUGUAGUCAAAGUUUGCUUAGCCGUCUUUUUCAGAUGUUCAAUAAAAUAGAGCCUCCUAUUCUUUUGAAGUUGUUGAAGUGUAUCAAUCACCUUUCAACAGACCCACACUGCUUAGAACAUCUUCAGAGAGCAGAUGCAAUCAAAUAUCUGAUUCCCAAUCUUGACCUCAAAGAGGGACCCCUUGUUUCCCAAAUCCAUCAUGAGGUGAGCCUAAUAAUCUUUAAUAUUCGUUUGAGGGCUGUUGUAUUUUUUCAUGCAUACAUUAUUGGUAGACAAGAAUCUGAUAAGCUUCACCUGGAAAGAAUAUGUUUAG
Messenger RNA from Cuscuta campestris, 1600 nucleotides. NCBI's taxonomy places the organism in Eukaryota, Viridiplantae, Streptophyta, Magnoliopsida, Solanales, Convolvulaceae. The record is from the annotation of a GenBank genome assembly.